AUGGCUUUCUUGAGUGUGACGAACGACCUGCAGACCCCCAUCGAAGUGAGACAUCGGAGUGAGGACUGGGAGCUCGUCUAUCCAACGAUGUCCUGCGACGUCAGAGUGGCGGAUGAAGCGGUCGCUUCGGUCGAGAUUCGAUUGAUUGAAAGCCCGGAGGUGACGGGCAGCUGCCAGGCUGCCAGCGGCUCCUCGUUACGCGCCUCCGUGGACUUCGGUGCUUUCAGCCGGCAAGCGAAGGGCCGGGACCGAGCCGAGGCACGGGAGCUGGCCCGUGAAGCAAAGCGACGGGAGGAAGCCCGGAAGCGGACGGAAGCGAUGGUCAAGGAGGCCGCCGCCAAGAAACGGGACAAAAAGGCGUGGUCUUAUGUUGCAGCGAUGUCGAUUAUGGCUGGGCUCCCAUUUGCUCUCCUGGUAGUGUGCGUUUCGAUUCCACCCGAAAGCACCGUUGCAGCCGCACUUCUGGCCAGUGCCACUGUGCCUCUGUGCUGCUGCAUCAGCAUUUCUUCCUUCUUUGGGACUGGUCAGAACGAAGACGAACAGUUUAGAUAUGGAAAGUAUCACACCGUUCUCCGCCUUGGCCUUCGGUUGGUGGGCGUCCUGGCUUUGAUGUCUCUCGCAGCCAUGACGGCGCAGCACAUCCUGCGAGGUUAUUGGUGGACGGCAGCUAUCGUUUGGCCAGUGGCCAUUUGCGGUGGCGUAAUGUUCUGUGUUUGCUGCUUCGUCGAUGUCGAACUGGACGACGAGCAGAGGAAAACCCUCGAGAGAGAGCGCGAGGAAGCCCACGGCGAAGUCAGCAACCGCAGCAUCCGCUUCGAAGGAAGCGUUCUCCGUGAACCUGGCCGCCCCUGCGUGGCCAGCUGGCCUGGAAAGUACGAAGGAGCCUGGGAGUCCUUGGUGUCUCAGGGCCGACACGGCGAGGUCAGUGCAGCGGUGGUCUUCCUCCCGCAGGGCACGGAGGACUACGGCAAGUGCGACAGCAUCCCCGAAGCCGAAGGCUUGCCCGGUACCUGCUGGUGCAUACCCCUCUACGGGGAACAGAAGCCUUGGGGUUGUAGGUGGUUUACCAAAUGGAGGGAGAACAUCGAAACGGCCGUGGAAUCCGGAGCAGAGCUUGAGGUGUACUACUUCCAGAGGCAUGUGGGCAGAGGCAAAGUGGAGAGCUUCGAUUCUGCAGGCCAGGACAACCUCCGGAGAGAGAAGGUCAAUAAGAAGCAAAAAGAGUUCCAAGACUCUCCCCAGUUCGAGCAAGCGCUGGACGCAGGUCUCGGCAAUCUAUCCAAGGAGCCGCGUGGCGACGGAUCCUCCCAGUAUAGCCGAGAAGUGCGGCGUUUGUUCAUCGCGUCCCUCCCAGAAGUAGAGCGCGAGUUUAUCACAGCUUCAGAAGGCCUGGGUAACUCCCAAAAAGCAGAAGUGGCCUGGCUGGAAAAGAAGGGCUACGAGUACUGGGGGGUGGACGUCGCCACCUGGCUCCCGGGAGAAGGCGUUGAGAUCUGCGUCCCAGCAUGUGGCAGGCGCAUGAGCAUUUGCAUCAACGUCCCAGCGGCUGGAAACACGCCAGAUGCAGAAAGCCCGCCGGGCGAUGAGCCCACGUCGAACACCCUAGGUGCGAUACCUCCCCGUCCGCUCGAGCCAAAACCGCCAGAUGGUGACCUGGCGAGCCUGCCUGCGAGCAAAUCACCAGACCUACUGCAAGCCUUGAGGAGGCUGCACCGUUCGGAGAUCGAGGAGGAAGCCUCCGAUUCGGACAGUGACAUCGGGACCAUCCGACUGCACACCCGCUUGUGCUGGCAGGAAGAUGCGCAAGUCCGCACCACGCAUCGAAAGCUAGCUGGCGUGAGUAGCAUAGAAGCUGGAGCGCCGAGCGGCCUGACAGGCAUCAGCAGCAGCUUGCGAGAGUCCCGGCGGUGGGCCUGCAUGCUCCAUCCCAGUGGUACUUUCCGAGCGUUUUGGAACCUCAUGGUGACUGCCUUCGUGAUGUACGACUUGCUGGUCACUCCAUUGCUGGUUUUCAGUGUCCCAGAGUGGCUGUCGAAGUACCCGAUGUCGCUCGUGGUCCAGCUGUUUUGGAGUUCCGACUUCUUCUUGACAUUCUUCACCGGCUACUACCACAAGGGUUUCUUGAUCGUGCAGCGCUGUAAAGUUGCUCGCCAGUAUGCGAAGACCUGGAUGCUCUUUGAUCUGACUCUGAUCCUCAUCGACUGGAUUGUCGACAUUAUGUAUUUGCUGACCGAGGGCAGUGCCACAGAGCUUAGCCGUACAGUCCGAAUGUUUCGGCUUCUUCGCCUGGUUCGCGUCGCACGAGCCCUCAAGCUGCGACACCGGUUCACGGCAAUGCAGGACGUCAUCGACUCCCAAAGCGCCAGCUUGUACCUGAACUUUGCGGUGAGUCUUGGCCAACUUCUGAUGCUGGUCCACUGGGUAGCCUGUGGUUGGUUUGGGGUGACUUGGCUACAUGCCGAGAACUGGGUGGCAUCCAGCGAUCUGCAUCACCGGGAUUCGCUAUUCCAGUACCUGACCUGUGUGCUGUGGGCCUUUUGUCAACUGGGUGUGGGCGAGAGUCCCUGGCAGCCGACGAACACCUCCGAAAUGAUGCUGAACAGUGUCAUUGCCUUCACGGCCCUCAUCACCGCUGCCAUGCUCAUCAGCACCAUGGGUGGCCUCAUCGCAGGGCUGAGGAAACUGCGUGAGGACCAGCCUGUCACGCAGUUCUUGGAGCAUCAGUACAACGAGAGGCAGCAUGCCAGGUCGUCGCACAUGCAGGUGCCCUUGCUCGACCUUCUCUCUCGCCCCAUGAUGCAAGAGCUCCAGUUCGAGCGACAUCGACCUGCGCUCUGCAAAAUCGGUGCCAUCAAGGGAAUAUCAUCAACAGUCGUUUGGAGCAGAGUGGGACUGCUUCGCUCCAGGAUGGCUUUCGACAGCUUAGACCCCACUGUGGCAGCGGCUGGGGAUGUCAUUUUCGUCGGUGGGCACAGCGCAAACAUGUCGUACAUCAAGAUGAAUGGCCGCCUCAGCUACUUCAAGGAUUCGGGGGGGGGGGGGGGGGGGGAACGUGCAUGCGACAUACCCUCUGCUUCUGGUUUCUGGUGUCACUUUCCGUGUUGA
Molecule: messenger RNA, 3105 nt
Organism: Symbiodinium sp. CCMP2592
Lineage: Eukaryota; Dinophyceae; Suessiales; Symbiodiniaceae
Source: the annotation of a GenBank genome assembly